Molecule: messenger RNA, 923 nt
Organism: Nicotiana attenuata
Lineage: Eukaryota; Viridiplantae; Streptophyta; Magnoliopsida; Solanales; Solanaceae
Exons: 2
Coding region: 484-903 (139 amino acids)
Source: RefSeq, a predicted model, not a curated record
UGACCGCACAGUCCCCGAUCCCUAUGAUAACACUUUGUUUCGCAGUCCCGAUGGAUAUGGCAGUCAUUACCGUAUUAUCAUAUCAUUCCCAACAGCACUUAUAUUUGAAAAAUUAGCUUAUAUUACCACUCAACAGCACUUAUUUUUCUCCGCCAAACACCUGAACUAUCUAAUUUUUUUUAUUUUUACAAGAAAGCACUUUUUGCCUCCCUCUUGCUAAACAGGCUAUAAAGCAGUUUUACACAAUAAAACAUUUAUAAAAGAUGGUAAAAAAUUUAUAGCGAACACCCAAAAAAUUGGCUUUCAAGCUCCAAGCGGAUGAAAGCAAACAUACUACUAGCGUGGAUGGAAAAUGGGUCAAAUUAGUAAACAUUCUACUCAUGUGUUAGAACUCAACAGCCUUGCUUUCCUUUCUUUUGCUCUUGAAAUACAGAGGAAAGUUGAGAUCAGUGAGAAAUUUUAAACUAUCUGUUCUCCUGAAAUAUGAUGAAGGUUCUCCAGCACAGUGUUGGUGGUCUGAAAUCAUGGUGUAAAUGUAGCCCUAAUUCGCUAAUGGUUUUCAAAUUUUGUACCAAUUCUGGAACCCUAGCCUCUUCUUCAGCGGCGGACACUCUUUACCCAAUGCUGAUAAGAUAUGCACCUUCUACUGCGUCCAUUCUUCCAACAAUUAAGCAGUGGGUUAGUGAAGGAAAGCCCGUGGAAUAUCAGGACCUCAAGAAAGCUAUUAAACAGCUCAGGGCAUUCGGCGCUUCAACCAUGCCCUCCAGAUUUAUGAAUGGAUUGACAACUCCGAGCGUCCUUAUCUAUUACCUGGAGAUGUUGCAGUCCGUCUGUAUUUGGUAUCAAAAGCUCAUGGAUUGGAAGCAGCAGAGAAGUAUUUCUUUAGCAUCCCAGAAAAUCUGAGAGCUUCUUGUGUGUAUGUC